UUUCGCUCUCUCCUUUCUGUCAGCGGCUGUCAGAAGAAAAGGAGGAAGAGGAGGAAGGGAAGCCAGUGCGGCGACAGCAGCUCACUCCGCUGACGGACAAGACAGCAACAACCUCAACAAACAAGCAGCCACUUCUCACAACUCCAACCAACACCAACAACUAUUUUUUGUUGUUGUUAUGCUUCAAUAAGCGCUCUUUUUUCUUUAUUUUGUCCACUCCCUUUCUCUCUUUUCCGCGCACCAACAACUUCGACGUGCCGAGCGGUUUAAAUUGAGCAGCGCGGAGCAGGAGCCCCUGAACUCGGGAGAAUGGCAGACUCGGCGGCCACCAACAGCGACGGGGAGGACGGACCCAAGCAGCCCAUGAGGGGCUUCGCGCGCCAGGGUGCGCUCCGGCAGAAGAACGUGCACGAGGUGAAGGACCACAAAUUCAUCGCGCGCUUCUUCAAGCAGCCCACCUUCUGCAGCCACUGCACCGACUUCAUCUGGGGAUUUGGGAAGCAGGGAUUCCAGUGUCAAGUGUGCUGUUUCGUGGUUCAUAAACGCUGCCAUGAGUUUGUCACUUUCUCCUGUCCAGGCGCGGACAAAGGACCGGCCUCAGACGACCCGAGGGCAAAGCAUAAAUUCAAGAUCCACACCUACUCCAGCCCCACCUUCUGCGACCACUGCGGCUCCCUGCUCUACGGCCUCAUCCACCAGGGGAUGAGAUGCGACCACUGCAUGAUGAACAUCCACAAGCGCUGCGUGCCCAACGUGCCCAACCUGUGCGGGACGGACCACACCGAGAGGAGAGGCCGCAUCGAGAUCACCGCCGAGGUCAAGACUAACGUUCUCACCGUCACCAUUAAAGAGGCCAGGAAUCUGAUUCCUAUGGACCCCAAUGGGCUGUCAGACCCCUACGUGAAGCUGAAGUUGAUCCCAGAUCCACGCAGCGAAAGCAAACAGAAGACCAAGACUAUAAAGUGCUGCCUAAACCCCACAUGGAACGAGACCUUCAAAUUCCACCUGAAGGAGUACGACAAGGACCGCCGCCUGUCGGUGGAGGUGUGGGACUGGGACUUGACCAGCCGCAACGACUUCAUGGGAUCGCUGUCCUUCGGCAUCUCAGAGCUCCAAAAGCAAGGGGUGGACGGCUGGUUUAAGCUCCUUUCUCAGGAAGAAGGCGAGUACUUCAAUGUUCCUGUGGCUCCAGAGGGAGAGGAAGGCAACGAGGAGCUACGGCAGAAAUUUGAGAGGGCUAAAAUCGCAGUGGGCAAAAACACGGAGGGGAAGUCGGCAAAUGCAGCCUCCCGGUUCGACUCCAACGGCAACCAAGAUCGCAUACGGCUGUCCGACUUUAACUUCCUGAUGGUGCUGGGCAAGGGCAGCUUUGGCAAGGUGAUGCUGGCGGAGCGUAAAGGAACGGAGGAACUGUACGCAAUAAAGAUCCUGAAGAAGGACGUGGUCAUCCAGGACGACGACGUCGAGUGCACCAUGGUGGAGAAGAGGGUUUUGGCUCUGACCGGGAAGCCUCCGUUCUUAACGCAGCUGCACUCCACCUUCCAGACCAUGGACCGUUUGUAUUUCGUCAUGGAGUACAUAAACGGCGGAGACCUCAUGUAUCAGAUACAGCAGGCUGGCAAGUUCAAAGAGCCCCAUGCUGUGUUCUACGCUGCUGAGAUAGCCAUUGGCUUAUUUUUCCUGCAUCAAAAGGGCAUCAUCUACAGGGAUCUGAAGCUGGAUAAUGUAAUGCUGGACUGCGAAGGCCACAUUAAAAUCGCAGACUUUGGUAUGUGUAAAGAAAAUAUGCUUGACGGAAUCACAACCAAGACUUUCUGUGGAACACCAGACUACAUCGCUCCUGAGAUUAUUGCCUAUCAGCCUUAUGGGAAAUCUGUGGACUGGUGGGCGUUUGGAGUAUUGCUUUACGAAAUGUUGGCUGGACAGCCUCCAUUCGAUGGUGAGGAUGAGGACGAGUUGUUUCAAUCCAUAAUGGAGCAUCACGUCUCCUAUCCCAAAUCAAUGUCUAAGGAAGCUGUCGCCAUAUGUAAAGGACUGAUGACGAAGCAUCCGGCCAAACGACUGGGCUGCGGUCCGGAGGGCGAGCGGGACAUCCGAGAGCACAGCUUCUUCCGCUACAUGGACUGGGAGAAGCUGGAGAACAAGGAAGUGCAGCCGCCGUUCAAACCAAGAGCUAGAAACCGCCGGGACACCUGUAACUUUGACAAGGAGUUCACCAAGAUGGCCGUGGACCUGACGCCGACGGACAAGCUGGUCAUCAUGAACCUGGACCAGGACGAGUUCCUCGGAUUCUCCUACACCAACCCCGAAUACGUGGCUCCUAAUUAACUUGACACAAUAGAAUGGACUCGAACAUGCAACACAGAGAGGUAGAAAAUAAGGUUUUAGCAUAAAAUUGAGGCAAAAAAGCAAAAAGAGACGACAAAAAUUGUUCUUAUUUCGUGUCUGUUCACCAAAUGUUUAUUUUUUAUUUUUAUUUUCUUUUAGGUGUUACUUAGGUUUGAGUUAACAACUAAUCCCGGAGAUUUGGAAACGAGACAAAGAGAUUCCAAUCUCUCCAAAUCUGACCAAACCCAAAAUGAGCACUUCUACUACUGAUCCAGUUCUGAUUGCCACCUUUUCAUAUAUUCAUUUUACGCUGAUUGCAAGAAAAAAAAUUGAUUUUCUUGAGUUCUCGUUAUUUAAACACAACAGUUAAAAGUGCUGGUUUUAUCUGAUCCACUCAUUCAACUUUUCCCUCAUUUAAAAUUAGCAGGUCUUAACCACAGCGUAACUAAUGUGCCAUGAUGUUAAGGUAGCUAUGUAAAGUUUUGUAUGUUUUCAUGUCCUUGUGUAAAUAAAUGUACAGUGGUCGACUUUGUAUCUACUGAGAGACUCAUCCAUGUUUUUAAGAGUCACUGUCCACAGUCGUUUUUGCAGCCGUUCCCAGGCUUUUCCUGAAAUGAUCCAUCCAGUUUGGCAUCAUGAAUGUAUUAAUAUUUCACCCGUUGGUCAACAGCUCAAAUGUCACUCACCCUGUUUCAUAUUCAUCUUGUUGAGUGCGGCAUCGCUUUCUCGAACCUACAGCCGUUCCCAAAACAAUGCCCGUAUUUAUGUAAUCGUUCUUCGUGCUGGAUGUAAUUCGUUCUUCUGCCUCAGCCUCAGCCAGGUUUGUCGUGAACUGGAAGGUCGAGCGACGGCAGCAGACGGCAGAAAUUGUGAGAUGCUUUGACAGCAUCCGCGUGAGUAAUUUUGCAAACGGCAAUACGAGCAGCAUUGUUGCCAUUUUUUUUAUUUUGCUUUUUUUUUUUACUUUUUUUUUAUGUAAGCAUAAAGCAAAAGUGUUCAUACCCCUUGAGAUUUUGCACAUUUUGUCACGUUAGAACCACAAACUUAUUUGAUCAAGAUUUCAUGGGAUAGGCCAACAUGAAGUUGUGUGUUAUGGUGAGGCAGAAGAAACUGCAUACGUGGUUUUUAAAUGUUUUGCAGACAAAAAAAUCCAAAAAUGCGGCGUUUAUUUUCACUGCGAGUUGUUUUGACAUAUUGUCUGUAGGAGAUCAUCUAAUGGCUGAUUCUUUAAAGAUGGAGGGUUUUUCCUUUUCUUUUCAAAAAGCUGAAGCCUGGUCAGACUGAAUGGGGAGAGCAUAUGUCAGCGUCAGUUUUUAGUUGCUGCCUUACAUUUUCAAUUGGAUUUGAGUCUGGACUUAUUCUGGGUUAUUCUAACAUUGGAGUGUAGUUUAUACUCCUGCAUGGAUUGUGGAAAACCUUAUGCCUUUCUUCUCUCUUCUCUUCCACCAGUGUUCCUCGUUCACCCCCGUUUUCUCUAACAAACCUCCGAGGCCUUCUAAGACAUUUGAUAACAGAUUAAAUUUAAACAAAAGUUUUCUGGUUGCCUUGGAUUUCAUUUAGGAGCAUUUGAUUAGAAUACAUUAAAAUGCAUGCACACGUUUUAGAUUUUGUUUUUUGAAAAUGUGGGAGAACCAUGCAAUCUUUUUUUUUUUUUCUUCUCAGCUUCACGAUUAUGUACACCUUUGUGUUGGCAAAGUCCUAUUCAAAUAUUUGCAAGGCACCACGUGUAUCUACUGCCAAACUGUUCGAUUUUGUUAAAAGAAGAAACAUUGCAUUAGAACCCAUAUUGAAAAUUUAAGUAAUUCAAAUUUCUAUUUCCAAAUUCAAUUUUUUUUUUAAAAAACAUUUUGCCAUCUAGCAAACUAAAACAAAACAAAAGAAACCACAGAGUCUGAGCUUAGACUAAAGUAUUAAAAGAUAUUUUUUUCAAUUCAACGCAAGCCGUUUCCACGUGUGUGCAUUAUAAAUACCAUGUGCCGUUGUCGUUCUCCCACCGUCACAGUGUCUCACCUUUUGGACGAUUUAAGCCUACGUUUGUUUUGCUCGCAUGUCGUACGUGUAAAAAACACCGUCGGAUACGUGCAGUGACCUUUUACAAGCAUUCAGCUGUAUAUUUUGUUCUAGUGUAAUGUGUAAAUAUCUACCAACGUCAAGACCCUUAGGUUCUCUUCGGUGACCCUUAGGUUCUCUUCGGUGACCCCCCACAACGUAAUAUUUAUUCACACCACCGGCUCAGUGGACUUACUAAGUACGAAUCAGAUCAAUGCUCUGUGUUUGUUACUUUAAUAAAAGCGUAAAACCGGACAAAUGAAACGGACCGAGUCUGAAUCCAAAAGCUGAAACAAUCAACCAGUUCUUGGGGAUGUUUGAUUACUAGAAGUACACUAUGCAUGCAUGUGAUAAACUUUCUAUUAUCUUGUUCCAUACAACAUGUAUUUAAUUCUUUAUUAGAUGUAGGGUGUGCAAUAAACGCUUUAUAAGAAGAGUAGAUAUAAUUUGUGUUGCUGACUCUAUGAUAUGAUUAUUAUGCUACUUACUCACAGAUGUGAAAGGACUAUGCCCGGCUUGACUUGUACAUAUAAUCUGCUUCUGAACGCGGUGGAGGAAGAGUCUUCCAUUUCUCAACUUGAGUUUAUGUGCGGGGAAGCUGGUGCGCUUAGAGGUAAAAAUGGGAUGUUUAUGCAGAAUAUGAGUUUGCUUCCCAACCACAAGAGCUCUGUCCAUUGGCUGGAUUUUCUCCGCAUCUCCUUCUCUGUUCUGUUUUCCAGACCUUUUCUCUGAUCCAACUUUUCAAUCUGUUUCUUUGUUUUGACCUUUUUUUUUUAUUAUUCCUCCUUCCUUCUUCUCUUUCUGCUUUCUACUGGUCUCCUUUCCCUGGCCUUUCUCCCUCUCUGCAGGUUUCUUUUUAUUAUUAUUAUUAUUUGCAGGUUUCUUCGUUUUGGUACUGACCUACACAGUUGUAUCUUUCUUUUCCCCUCUCCAUGAUUUGCCUUUAUUUAGGCUGCUCACUGUUAAAACCCACUUCUGAUUAGGUAUCGCUAAGUUGGCGGCCAUGUUUUAAAUUCUGCUUGGAUUUCUAGUCGAGGUUACAAUCAUAACAUUUGAUUCCUGCACCUGAAGAUGAUUUUUUUCACGAAAGUAACUUUAAGAGAAUGUGUUUUGUGAAGCAGUUAAAUGAUAGGAAAAUAUGUGUUGUCAUGUUUUGGGGGAGGUUGUAAAAUAAUAAAUUACGUUGAAAAAAUA
Poecilia reticulata (guppy) is the source of this 5571-nucleotide messenger RNA. RefSeq names its product protein kinase C, beta b (gene prkcbb). The record is from RefSeq and is a predicted model, not a curated record. Gene Ontology annotation, biological process: protein phosphorylation. NCBI's taxonomy places the organism in Eukaryota, Metazoa, Chordata, Actinopteri, Cyprinodontiformes, Poeciliidae. Gene Ontology annotation, molecular function: ATP binding; diacylglycerol-dependent serine/threonine kinase activity; zinc ion binding.